This is a messenger RNA of Osmia bicornis bicornis, 1877 nucleotides long. Its product is annotated as neuropeptide CCHamide-2 receptor-like. The coding region runs from base 632 to 1858 and encodes 408 amino acids. The transcript has 7 exons. NCBI's taxonomy places the organism in Eukaryota, Metazoa, Arthropoda, Insecta, Hymenoptera, Megachilidae. Gene Ontology annotation, cellular component: membrane. Gene Ontology annotation, biological process: G protein-coupled receptor signaling pathway. The record is from RefSeq and is a predicted model, not a curated record. Gene Ontology annotation, molecular function: G protein-coupled peptide receptor activity.
UUCGCCGAAUUGAUAUCUCGUUGCCAGCGUGGCUAGCAUCUAUCGGUGCAUUUCAUGAUAACAACAAAUGUUUGCAUCCCGUUUUACGUACAACGAAUGACUGAAAAGAAGAAAAAAAUCACGCGAAUCGCUGCGAUAAUAAGUAGAAACAUCACAAACAGAACGUAUACAUAAUCUUGAAUCAUUAACAGAAUUUUUUUUACUGUACCUUCGAAGUGCAUUCCAUCUUGGAAUUAAAAAGAGAAGAGAAACGAGGAGAGGAUCGAUGCAUUAGUGUUACGAUUAAAAAUUAAUUAUUUUUCUUUAUCCUACACUGCCUGAAUUACGAUCUGAAGCUUGAAAAAUUGAUUGUUUUCCUUUUCUUCUUUUUUUUUUCAAACAGACACUGAAUUUUUUCGAGAAUUGUAUGUUUUCUUAUUGAUCGUUCGAUUAAUUUGUUGUUCGAUAAGACUGGAAAUAACGCGGGCAAAGAAUCGAGCAACGAGUGAAUGGCGCGUGUGUGUUUAUUCGCGAGAACGAAUCACGAAAGCUCGUUGAAACGAGAAAUUAAGCACGUGUGAAUAAUAACCGAAGCCGGCGAGCAGUCGAAAGCAUAACUCGCUUCGAAGGAAAAGCGGGAGCAGCAAGAAAGAUGGCAAUUAUCCUAAACACGUCGUAUCUCGACGUGGGAGGAAACGAGGACGACGAGGACGACAGAUACGUUCCCUACGAUCAGCGACCGGAAACGUACAUCGUACCUGUGGUAUUCUUAUUAAUCCUCGUAGUGGGUGUAACAGGAAACGGAAUUCUGGUGCUCACCCUUCUACGCCAUGCCAACAUGAGAAACGUCCCGAACACUUAUGUGCUUUCCUUGGCCCUGGGAGAUCUUCUGGUGAUCGUGACGUGUGUACCGUUUACCUCGAUCCUCUACACGAUCGAGUCAUGGCCGUGGGGUCUGGCAGUUUGCAAAUUAUCGGAGUGCGCCAAGGAUAUUUCGAUCGGUGUCUCAGUUUUCACUCUGACCGCGUUAUCAGCCGAGAGGUAUUGCGCGAUUGUGAAUCCAAUACGACGACACGUAGCAGGGCUGAGCGCGAAACCAUUAACGAUACUAACAGCCUCCCUUAUUUGGGUUCUGGCAAUUAUUCUAGCGAUGCCAGCUGCUCUUUUCUCUCACGUGCCGACCGUACCUUUACAGGGUAACCACAGUAUCCUGAUUUGCAGUCCAUUUCCCGAAGAAUUCGGGAAGAGCUAUCAAAGAGGAAUGGUGAUGUUCAAGUUCCUGGCAUAUUAUGCGAUACCUCUGUGCGUGAUAGCGGGAUUUUAUCUGGGAAUGGCACGACACCUCGAGCUAUCCACCAGGAACAUGCCUGGAGAAUUAUCCUGUGAUAGUCAUCGUAUGGAGCAAAUUAAAGCGCGCAAAAAGGUGGGAAAGAUGGUGAUAUCCUUCGUAAUUAUCUUCGUCAUUUGCUUUCUACCCUAUCACACGUUCAUGCUGUGGUUCCACUUUUACCCGUCGUCCGAAGACGACUACGACGACUUUUGGCACGCGUUCAGGAUCCUCGGAUUCUGUCUGAGCUUCGUCAACAGUUGCGUGAAUCCGAUAGCGCUGUACUUUGUCAGUGGGACAUUUCGAAAGAGGUUCAACGAAUAUCUUUGCUGUCGUCUGUCGAGGAGGACCCUGAGUGUCUGCCGAACGGAAACGGAUAGUUGGGAGAGGUACGGAAACCGAGGCGCGAAUUAUUCUCAAAGAAGACGAACGCGUGGCGAGGGCACUCUUUACGAGACCAGUUUCGGUUCCACGAUCCGAAGGCACACGCAGGAAUUGAACUCCACAGCAGUUUACGAGCUCGGAAACGAAGAGUCCACAAGACCCACCUGAGACUUAGACUGUAAGUAAC